Messenger RNA from Anastrepha ludens (Mexican fruit fly), 2408 nucleotides. RefSeq names its product zinc finger protein 808. Gene Ontology annotation, molecular function: chromatin insulator sequence binding. Gene Ontology annotation, cellular component: chromosome. Gene Ontology annotation, biological process: regulation of transcription by RNA polymerase II. The coding region runs from base 187 to 2280 and encodes 697 amino acids. The record is from RefSeq and is a predicted model, not a curated record. Lineage: Eukaryota; Metazoa; Arthropoda; Insecta; Diptera; Tephritidae. The transcript has a single exon.
UAAUUCACAAAGUUGGCAACUUUGUCUCCUGUGUCCGCGUAAACUCGGAAAACUCUUGGUAAAAUACAAGAAUGUGUAGAAAAUAUGCCAAUCGGAGAAUUUAGAUUAUGUGCAUCUCUUAAUUGUCGUGAAUAAAUUUCCAAUUAAGAAUUUCAUAACGUUUACGUCAACCUCAGAUGCCUUACAAUGUCGAGUCCAUAUGCUAGUAGUGGUAACAGUGGGCACAACGAUUUCGCUAAUCCUCGAUUGGAGUCGCACAUGACCUUUGUGUGCCCUGAAUGUGGAGUUGAAUUCGAAUCGCAACAGGAUUGGCGUCGCCAUUUAAAUGAGGAACAUGACUACAUACAUAAAACGCCAGCAGAUUUUGACUUUAAAGAGAUCAGUGAGAGCUUCCAUGAAUGUCAAGUAUGUCAUAAAUGGGUGGCUAAUGCCAAUCAGGCCAUUGCACUACUCCAAUAUCAUCGUUUUUUACACUUGCCAUUUAACCGAACCUAUCGUUGUCGCCACUGCAAAGGCGGAUUUACUCGGAAACGUGCACUCUGCGAACACCUCUAUCGAUUCCACAGCCGGCAAAUUAUUAUGGCAGAAAAAAUGCGACAAGUCGAAAGUGAGACCACCACCAAUGCAAUCCCAACGGCGGAACAGAAACUACUUCGCGAUCCACGUCUAAAUCCUGAAUUUUACUUACGUUUUAUUUGCCCGCAAUGCGGGAAGACUGUGGAGAGGUUCGAACAGUGGCUCAAGCAUUUGAACUCGCAUCAGUCCACUUCUAAUGAUUUGCGAAUGCAUCGCAUCUCGGGUUCCCGCAACCAUUACUGUUUGCAAUGCCGCAAACUUUUGUAUACCAAUGAACAUCCAAAAUUGCAGCGACAUCGCUUCACACAUCUGCCCUUCCGUUUAUACUUUAAAUGCGCCUUCUGUAUGGUAAAGAAGUCUUUCAAAUCGGAAAUAUUUCGACAUUUCAUUUAUGCACAUCCGCGACAUUUCAACGAAGCCAAGCCAUUUGUAAGGAAACCUAUAGAGUGGGGAGCAAAGAUAAAUGAUCGUCUGAACACUGAGCUGGAUGCAAUAUUGAGACGGUAUAGAGUAACGGAUAGCAGCGAGGAGAUGGAUGCAACCAACGACAAUAAGCGCGGGAGACCACUGAAGAAGCAAACAUAUGCCAGUGAAAAGGCUCGACUCGCUGCUAAGCAACAAGAGCAGAGAAGUAGUGGAUUGCCCACUACUGUAAACCGACGAAGUAAUGUCCGGAUCAUUAAAGACUACAAUAUGAUAGAUAAAAAAUAUGUUGCUACUCCCACUGAGUCAGCCACAGAAGACGACUUUGAAGAAUUAUGCGCUGACGUAUUCGAGUCAAUUGAAGAGGAAUCACAACCAUACCCUUCUAAACUAAACAUCGAUAGCAGAUCUAAAGUUAAAGGUGAAAAUUUGAAACAAGAAAAUACAGUUGACGAAGAGCAAGUAAUAUGCAUUGAAAUAAAUACAGUGGACGAGAAUAAUGAAACAUUAGCGCAGCACAACUUUGUUAGAACGCCGCCACGAAAACGUUUAAAAUUAAGCGAGUCGGAAACAUCGUCAAAGCUUACAAAAUUACCUCCCACAGCCAACAUGGAGGACAAAAUGUCCAAGCUCCCUGUAAUCGAUAAAUCCAGCAAGAAAGCACUACUGGAAGCGUACAUUCGCUAUCUCUGUCCUGAAUGUGGCUGUGAAUUCAAUGAGCAAUCUAGUUGGCGCACGCAUGUUUUCAACGAGCACAACAUUGAAAAUGCAAUUCAAACGAAUUUUCAAUUGCUAGAAAAUCAACAGUCCUAUCUUUGUCUCGACUGCAUGGAUGUGCAGCACACCUCCAAGUACGCCGAACUCCAGCGUCAUCGCUUCAUGCAUAUGCCAUUCCAAGCUUAUUUAAAAUGCAAACUUUGCUCGAAAACAAAAUCCAGUAAACCGAAAAUGAUGCAUCAUCUACAAGAAUGUCAUGAUUAUAAAGAUAAUAUGCCUAGCAAACACAGUACUUUCGAUAAUACCGAGUUCACGGCAGAGCUCUAUGCGUGCGAAGAUUGCAGAAAGUAUUUCACGACAAAAGAAAAAUUGCGUUUACAUCGUGCGCAGGCGUGUAGCGUGCGUCCGAAUGGGCUACGAAGUGGGGGCACAUAUAACAAUAUUAGCAAUAACAAUGCCAGUAAUAACACGAAUGCUACCAUCGCAAAUAAUAUGAAAUUGCUGGUACAUUUGAAGCAGGCUCACGCACGAAUGAAACGUAUGAUAAAGUGCGAAACAUUUUAAGUUUUGAAAGUCGAAUAGCCCAGGCAUAUAUAUUUAUGUAGAUACUUUGCUUAAGAAUUUAGCAUGUACAUAUGUAUUUUGAAAAUUAAGAAUUCUCAAAUAAAUUACUUUUUUCUUAAUAAAACAGA